Molecule: messenger RNA, 4723 nt
Organism: Scleropages formosus (Asian bonytongue)
Lineage: Eukaryota; Metazoa; Chordata; Actinopteri; Osteoglossiformes; Osteoglossidae
Product: NACHT, LRR and PYD domains-containing protein 12-like
Exons: 13
Coding region: 423-3980 (1185 amino acids)
Molecular function (GO): protein binding
Source: RefSeq, a predicted model, not a curated record
UCACUGUCAGUGUGUGAAAAGAGUGGUGUAUAACUAUAAAAAAAGAAUUGAAUUGACACGCACGGGUACGGUAUUUUUCUGGAACUUCAGGGUGUGUGAGCUCCUCGUUUCGCCCUGAAGCUGAACUCGCCAAACCGGCUGCGCGUGGAUGUGGGCUCGAGACGGCGUUUUCACUCCUCCGUGAAGCGCCACACGGAAUCGGCAGACACUGAGAACGGACACCUGAGCGAACCCCAGGGAGGCACAUUUUGAAUAUAUUGUAUGAUAACCUUCUCACACUGCUCAAGAGACAAACUGGGAGUGAAGUCGGAGCCUCGUUUGAAUUGCGCAGAACAAAAGUACUUUCUCGGAUCUCCUUAUAGGUCUACUGUCCAGAAGAGGCCUAGACAGAUCCACAUGGUCAGCCCCAUUUAAGUUUCCUGAUGAGUCUGCGUGGGGAACAUGAAGAAGGCAGCGCUUUCUCAGCCAUGUGUCUUUAUGGGGAACUAGAGGAAAGCGACAGUAACUCUGAAGCCGGUGCCUAUUGCUCUGCUGAGGAUGACAGUGGAGACUCUGAAACAAGUGUCUAUUGUGAUGCUGAGGAAGGGAGUGAUUCUGAUAAGGUGCACCAUGAGAGGACUCAGCAGAGAACAGAUCUCAAGAGUUUGCUCGAAAUGGGAGGUCAGUUGAAGUCUUCUACAGUGACUGGAGAGCCAUUAUUGUGUUCCCCCAUUGCACAUGGAAUGCAGAAUAAUGCGCAGGGUAACAUAUCAAUGCCUGUUAACCUCCCAUCAUCCAUCGUGGCUCAGAAUGGAGGAAAUGUUGCAGUGUCCCAUAUGGUUGGCUGCAAUGUUGGAGGAUCGGUAAACAUCAGCAUAAGCAUAUCCCCUAAUGUAUCUAACACAGCAAAGACCUGGGAUACACUUGGAGCCAAAGACCCAGAUCAAUGUCUUCAUAAGGUGCAAGAGAAACUGAAAUUACGUUUAAGAUCAAAAUUUGGGAAUAUCUCUGAAGGCAUAGCACAGUCAGGAAAACAAAGACUUUUGUACAGUAUUUACACAGAGCUCUUCAUCACAGAAGGUGGAAGUGAAGGAGUCAAUAAUGAACACGAAGUUAGACAAAUGGAGGCAACAUCCAGGACACAAAGAUCACAUGACAUACAAAUGAAUUGCAAUGACAUAUUUAAGCCUUUACUUGGAGAAGAAAAACUCAUUAGAACUGUUCUGACAAAGGGGAUUGCUGGCAUUGGAAAAACAGUUUCUGUGCAGAAGUUCAUUCUUGACUGGGCAGAAGGGAAAGCAAAUACCGAUGUUCAUUUAGUAAUUACUCUUUCGUUCCGUGAUAUCAACCGGAAGGAAUACAAAGAAUAUAGUCUUUUGGAACUUAUUCAUCACUAUUUCCCGGAAGUAAAGGAGAUUAAAAGUGACCUUGACAAGUUAAAAGUUGUGUUUAUAUUUGAUGGCCUGGAUGAAUGUCGGCUUACUUUAGAUUUCCUGAACAGAGAAGAGUGGUUUGAUGUAGAAGAGUCAACAUCACUCGACGUUAUACUGGUCAACCUUAUCAAUGGGAAUCUCCUUCCUUCUGCACUCAUAUGGAUAACCUCCCGACCAGCAGCUGCGAGUCAGAUUCCAGAUGAGUGUGUCCAUCGGGUGACAGAGAUACGAGGCUUCAAUGACUCACAGAAGGAAGAAUACUUCAAGAAGAGAUUUGGAGAUCAGGAUCUAGCUACCAGAAUCAUUUCGCUUAUGAAAAAGUCAAGGAGCCUCUACAUCAUGUGUCACAUACCAGUCUUCUGUUGGAUCUCAGCUACUGUCCUUAAGAAAUCUUUGGAAAGUCAAGAAGGCAGUCAAGCAAUUCCUACAACUCUGACACAAAUGUAUACACAGUUUCUGCUUAUUCAAACAAAGAGAAAGAACAAAAAGUAUCAUGGAACCAGUGAAAGAAACCAAAAUAAGAUGUCCCAAUCUGACAGAGAUAUCAUUCUUAAACUGGGAAAUUUGGCAUUUCAACAACUGGAAAAAGGGAAUUUAAUAUUUUAUGAAGAAGAUUUGAAUGAGUGUGGCAUUCAUGUGAGUGACACUUCAGUGUGCUCUGUGGUGUGUACAGAGAUCUUUAAAGAGGAGGAUGUCAUGUUAGAAGAGAAGGUUUACAGCUUUGUCCAUUUGACUGUUCAGGAGUUUCUUGCUGCUCUGCAUGUCUUUCACGUAUACAAAAACAGCAAGACAAAUCUGCUUGACACUAAACUAGACACUACAUUAACAAUGUUUGAAUUGCACAAGAGUGCUGUGAGCAAAGCUUUGCAAAACAAGAAUGGACACUUUGAUAUAUUUCUUCGCUUUCUUCUUGGUAUUUCCCUGAACUCCAAUCAGAAACUCCUACAAAACAUUCUGGAACAAACAGACAGUAGUUCAGAUAAUACUGAUGAAACAAUCAAAUAUAUUAAGAAAAGGAUUAGUUCCAGUAUUUCUCCAGAGAAAUCCAUCAAUCUGUUCCACUGUCUUAAUGAACUAAAUGAUAGCUCUCUCAUGCAAGAAAUCCAAAAUUACCUCAGCUCAGGAAGACUUUCAGAAGAGACACUGUCACCUACACAAUGGUCAGCUUUGGUGUUUGUGCUGCUAACAUCAGAAGAAGUGCUGGAUGUCUUUGACCUGAAGAAAUACAUCAGAUCAGAAGAAGCACUGCUGAAAUUGCUGCCAGUGAUCAAGCUCUCUAAAACUGCUAUGUUGGACCAGUGUGAACUCACAGGGCAGUGUUGUGAAGAUCUCGCUUCAACUCUUAGCUCAAACUUCUCAAAUCUCAAAGAGCUAGACCUCAGUAACAAUGAUCUGGAGGAUUCGGGAGUGAAACUGCUGUCUGUAGGACUUCAGAACCCACACUGUAAAUUGGAAACUCUGAGGCUGGAGCAGUGUAAGCUCACAGAGAAAUGCUGUGAAGCAUUGGCCUUGGCUCUCAGCUCAGACUCAAACUUGAGAGAAGUGGACCUGAGUGACAAUGAGUUGCAUGAUUUAGGAAUGAAGUUGCUCUCCAGUGGGCUGGGGAAUCCACACUGUAAAGUGGAGACACUGAGGCUUCAUUUGUGUAAACUCACAGAAGAAUGCUGUGAAGCUUUGGCCUCAGUUCUCAGCUCAAAGUCUUCCCAGCUGAGAAAGCUGGACCUGAGUAACAAUGAUCUGCAGGAUUCAGGAGUGAAGCUGCUCUCUGCUGGACUGGCAAAUCCACACUGUAAACUGGAGAUGCUGAGGAUGUCUGGCUGUCAAAUCACAGAAGAUGGCUGUGCCUGUUUAGCUUCAGCUCUUCAUUCAAACCCCUCGCAUCUGAGAGAGCUUGACCUGAGCUACAAUCAUGCAGGAGUUUUGGGAGUUCAGCUGCUUUCUGCAGGAUUAGAGAAUCCAAACCACAGACUGCAGAAACUAAAUGUGGACCAUGGUGGAGAAUGCAGGAUCAAACCAGGGCUACUGAAAUAUGCCUGCCAGGUCACACUGGACCCCAACACUGCCCACAGAAACAUUUUUUUCUCCAACAGGAACAGAAAGGUGACCAAUGGGGAAGAAGAGUACCCAUAUCCUGAUCAUCCAGAGAGAUUUGAUUACUGGCACCAAGUUCUCUGCAAAGAGGGUCUGUCUGGUCGCUGCUACUGGGAGGUUGAGUGGAAAAGUCAAGGGUCAGGUGCUGAAGUAGGAAUGACUUAUAAAGGACUUAGCAGAAAAGGAGAUGAUUUUGACUGUGGGCUUGGAACCAAUGAGAAGUCAUGGAGCCUGUACUGGACAACUAAGAGUUAUUGUGCUUUCCAUGACAGAAAGAAAAAAAACAAUUCCACUUCCUCUUCUGUCUCCCUGAGGGUGGGGGUGUAUCUGGACUGGAUGGCUGGCACCCUGUCCUUCUACAGCAUCACCCAUGAUGAGAUGAUCCUUGUGUACAGGUUCCUCUCCAGAUUCAAAGAGCCCCUCUAUCCAGGGUUUUCGCUUGAAAGAGGCUCAUCGGUGUCCAUAAGGGAGCUGUAAUUGCUUUCACUUUCUUAAUAGAACACAUUAAAUAAAACAAGAAAUCCUUUGAUCAUUCAGCUGAAUUACAUAGGACUUACAACAGUUAGUUUAGAAAACCUUUUCUGAAUUCAGUGAAGUACAAACUACAAUUAAGGAUUUUUACUCUGACAUAUAGGAAAAAUGUAUAACUUGCUUAAGAUUAAUGUGUAUCAGUCUUUGGAUGAUUCUUGAUUUUACUGUAUUUCACAAAACCUGUUACCACAUAAAACAUGGUGAACACUUUGCAUACAAGGUAUCAAAUUUUCUUGUCAUGUUCUGGAAAUACUUCUCAGUUAUUACAAAACGGUUAUAAGGGUCAUCAGAGUUCAGAAAGCACUGUCUUGGAUGGUUUGAUUUACUGUCCAUGUUCUUUUUAAAACUUCAGUAAGAACUACAAGCUGUUCCCCAUCUUAAGGUUUACAUUCAACUAGCCCAUAAUUAAAUAAAACAUGAACAGUCAUGUAAUAUUUGCCAGAUAAUGCUCAAAAUUUGAUUAACCCCACAAUAUUUUGGUCAGUUGGGAACAUUCUGUACUUCAGGUUUGGAAAAAUCAUUCUAGAACUAGCAUUUUGUCCAUCAAGUUAUUAAAAUGCAAAGAUGGUGUAAAUCCAAAACUCCAUCGGGCUGCAGAGCAAAGAUGACGUAAAUCUAAAACUCUAUUGGACCUGGAUGCCUACCAGUUACUCUUAGCUGCUUUUCACUCUACUGCCUCUUCAGCUAAA